AGUUACACGAGAAACGACGUAACAGAACCAUCGACGUUCGCCGUAUCAGAAAUGUGAUUGGCUGAGGCAAAAGCCGCCGGUAGAAACUUUGGUUCUGCACUGUAUCGAUAUCCUCGUGCUGCGGUCGGUGUUGAAGUUUCUUCAUUUGACAGCACAUAUUCAGAUCCUAUGCACCAUGAUUGAUCCAUUAGAAAAUGGCCUGUUUGACAUGCCAGAUUAUGAGCACACAGAGGACGAGACUUUCCCUCCUUUUCCUCCUCCGUCAUCGCCUGGCCGGGGGGACCUUGAGGAGGAUCCUUUUGGCAAUAGAGAGGGUGAGGAGGAUGGAGAAGUGUCAAAACUAGCAGAAGUGCCAGUGGCAAAAAGACGAACGGUGAAGAGGCCUCAGCCGAAACUGGAUGCUAACAGGUUGAUUUCUGAAAAGGGUCUUCCAGCUCUCCGUACCUUAUUUGACGAUGUAAAGUUCAAAAGCAAAGGACACGAAACAGAGAAUCUGAAACUCCUCAUGCAGAAAAUGGAGAACUGGGCCCAUCGUCUAUAUCCUAAAAUGCAGUUUGAAGAGUUCAUUGAUAAAGUAGAGAGUCUGGGAAGCAAAAAAGAAGUUCAGACAUGUCUAAAACGAAUUCGAUUGGACAUGCCAAUAACACAUGAGGACUACGUUGAGGAAGCUGAGGUUCAAGUACUGGAAGAGUCCGAUCCAGCUGGAGACGGAGGUUUCCCUGAAGAUCCGUUUGUCCAUUCUACUCCUGCUCCAGCCUCUCUCACUGAGGAACAGCAGCGGCGCAUAGAGCUCAACAAACAGCUGGCUCUGGAGAGGAGACUUGCGAAGCAGAAACAGUUGGAAUCUUCUCAGAAUUUCAUCCAGGGAGAUGCAGAUGAACCGUCCACCAGUUCUUCAGGACAGAACAUCAGUCAAGAGAAUGAGGGCAUUUUCAAUCAGAGUACCUCAAAUCAAACUCCCCUCAAACAAAAGCCAGCUGUACUUCAGAAUUCCCCUUUAUAUGAUAAUGAGUGUGCCAGCCCUGUUCCAAAUGGCAUAGUUGAUGAUGAUGAUGAUGAUAGCAAUUGAACCAAUCCCGCCUGUUUGUACAAAGAAGACUACAAAUAAAUUGAGGGUGUUUGGGGGAGUAGCAGCUGAAUCAGUUGAGCUUUUUUACAUUUUAAAAUCUUCCCAGUCAUAUGCCAAACAUUUUCUGCAGCUCAUUGGCAUGUUUUGUAAUGCCAUCCCAGGGAUUGAUCACCUCUAAUGGUCUUUCACACACAUUAUUUAGUUCAGCUUGCAUUUUGUUGUAUUAUCUUUUAUCCUCUGUGAGGAUUUUGAAAUAUUGUACUUACAUUCAAAACAUUUUCCAUAGUCUCUUCCUCAGGUUUACAGGGAAUCACAUUCCCUUUUUGCAGAUGAUUAUUACCAUUUCCUUUAUUGUUAGCUGUAGUUUAUUAAAAAGUCCUAAUAUAUGUAAGCACGCAAUAAUGCAGGACUAAAGGGGGUCAUCGCAAAACAAGUGUUAUUGUUAGUUAUGUUGGACAGUUCAGUGUUUCAGUGUCAAUUUUUGUUUUGAUUUUCUUAAUAAAAAUGUUGAUGUAGCACA
Messenger RNA from Ctenopharyngodon idella (grass carp), 1589 nucleotides. It is a transcript of the gene tipin, whose product is annotated as timeless interacting protein. Gene Ontology annotation, molecular function: DNA binding. Lineage: Eukaryota; Metazoa; Chordata; Actinopteri; Cypriniformes; Xenocyprididae. Gene Ontology annotation, biological process: DNA damage response; DNA replication checkpoint signaling; replication fork arrest. Gene Ontology annotation, cellular component: nucleus; replication fork protection complex. The record is from RefSeq and is a predicted model, not a curated record.